AUGCCUAAAAAACGCGCAUAUAUCGUUACCGACUGGGUAAAAGGACAAAUCCGGCAAAAAUUCCUGCAGACAGGACAGCGGCUGCCCACCGAAGCCGAACUGGAAAAGCGGCUCAACAUAUCGCGUAACGCUGUGCGCAACGGUCUGAGCCAACUGGCCCAGCAAGGCUGGCUCACCUAUCAGAAAAAUCUCGGCUAUUUUGUUUCUGAAGCUGCGAAACCGUUGCUGGACAGAGAUGGCCCCGCAGCAAGCUCCCUGAAUAUUGGUCUGCUGUGUUUUUUCCCCGGUCAUUAUAUCUUCCCGGAAAUUAUCGCGGGGGUUACGGCAACCAUUGACAACCCUGAAUACAAUAUCAUCAUUAAACAGAGCGAGUAUCAGGUAGAACAGGAGUCUCUUGCUCUGGAAAGCUUUUUGCAACAGGGUAUUAUCGGUCUGAUCGCCGAGCCGGUUGUGGAUGACGAGCGGGCACCCAACCUGGAGCUGUACCAGCAGCUCGCCCAAAGUGGCAUUCCCAUCAUCUUUAUUGACGCUUCUGUACCCCAGCUGCGCUCCAGCUCCAUUCUGUGCCACGAUUUGCAGUCCGGGAGAACGGCCGCAGAGACUCUGCUCCAGCUCGGUUACCGCCAGUUUGUCCUGUUUUACCAGGAUCACUACCUGGCGAAAACCAGGCGUAUUCAGGGUGCCAGGGCUGCAUUCCGGCAAUACCGGGAUGUCCAGUUUGUCGAACUGGUCUUUCAAGGCCAGGGCCAGCACAGCAACACCUGCCAGCAAUGUGAAGCGUUCUUUGCCAGAACCCUUCGGCACACUGGCAGGCCGAUGGCAUGGAUCUGCUCUAAUGAUGAGGAAGCUGCCAUUGUUAUCAGCGUGGCAGAACAUUAUGGCUGGGAACUGCAUCGCCACUACGAGCUGAUUGCCUUUGACAACUCGCAGUUAUCCCGGCUGCUCCAUGGCGGCUUCAGCAGUUUUACCCAUCCCGGGAAACUGAUGGGGCGCAUGGCAGCCCGUCAUUUACUUGAUCAACUGACAGAGCCCAUCAAAAACCGGCACUGUGCCCAGGUCCUGGUAGAACCCAAUUUUAUUCAGAGGAAUCUCGCUGAUUAUAUGGAGCUCAAGAACAGGCUGGAAGUAAAACAGAAAGAAAAAGAAUCAUCCAGUAACACAGAUUGA
This is a messenger RNA of Saccostrea echinata, 1167 nucleotides long. Its product is annotated as arabinose metabolism transcriptional repressor-like. Gene Ontology annotation, biological process: regulation of DNA-templated transcription. The coding region runs from base 1 to 1167 and encodes 388 amino acids. NCBI's taxonomy places the organism in Eukaryota, Metazoa, Mollusca, Bivalvia, Ostreida, Ostreidae. Gene Ontology annotation, molecular function: transcription cis-regulatory region binding; DNA-binding transcription factor activity. The record is from RefSeq and is a predicted model, not a curated record. The transcript has a single exon.